AUGGCAAGAUGUGGCAUCAAUGCUCGCGUUGUCGAUAAGCGUGGCACAAAGAUCUACUCGGGACAGGCAGAUGGUUUACAGCUUCGCAGCCUGGAGAUCUUUGAUAGCUUUGGUUUCGCUGAUCGAGCUUGGAAGGAAGCAAAUCACUUGAUAGAGAAUCCCGGCGAAGAUGGUGUGAUACGCCGUUCAGACGGAGUUCCAGAUACACCAGCAGGUCUCUCACGAUUCAAGGAGAUCGUUCUCCACCAGGGACGGAUUGAGAGGUUCUUCCUCGAUCACAUCAAGAAGCACUCCAAGGAUACGCUACGCGUCGAGCGCGCAGUGCUACCGGAGUCACUACAUAUCGCCGAGGAUCGAGUUGAUGACCACUCGCCCGACAACUAUCCUGUUACAGUCCAGCUCCGAUAUCUCACGGAAGACGAGGCCAAACCAGCGCAAAGCAAAGGGUCUGGAGUCAAUGAUGGUCUGUUCAGGAGCAAUCUGGCAGAAGACGACACUGAAGACCUCAUUGCCAACAGCCAGCAGAAGCAAGGUAGUACUGAGACUGUAAAGGCAAAGUACGUCGUAGGCUGCGACGGCGCUCACAGCUGGACGCGAAAGCAACUAGGAUUCGAGCUUGAAGGCGAGCCCACCGAUCACAUCUGGGGCGUCUUGGACAUUAUCCCCAUCACAGACUUUCCGGAUGUUCGCAAACGCUGCGCUAUCCACAGCGCGUCUUCCGGGUCAAUGAUGAUCAUCCCACGAGAGAACAAAAUCGCCCGCCUCUACAUCCAGCUCACAGAGAUCAAGCCCGACGCCAGCGGCCGAGCAGACAGGUCGAAGAUUACCCCUGAAACCAUUAUCACAGCAGCACAAAAGAUCAUGGCGCCGUACAAACUGACGUACGAAUACUGUGACUGGUGGACGGCAUAUCAGAUCGGCCAGCGAGUCGGCAAAAACUUCGAUCACAAGAGCCGUGUCUUCCUCGCUGGUGACGCUGUGCAUACGCACUCACCGAAAGCUGGUCAGGGUAUGAAUGUCUCGAUGCAGGAUGGGUACAACCUAGGCUGGAAGUUAGGUCUGGUCGUGAAGGGCAUCGCGCAUCCCUCUAUCCUAAAGACAUAUCAGUCAGAGCGAAGACGUAUCGCGCAAGACCUCAUCGCGUUCGACCACAAGUUCUCCCGGCUGUUUUCCGGUCGACCAGCCAAGGACGUCAUGGACGAAGAAGGCGUCAGUAUGGAUGAGUUUAAGAACGCUUUCCUCAAGGGCCAACUCUUCGCAACCGGCCUCUCAGUCGACUACGGCACCAGCAUGCUAAUCGGCAAACCGGGCUCCGCCGCCGACCAAGGCGACGGCACAGAUGUCUCCUCCUCGUCCCCCGUCAUCGGCAAGCAAGAGCUGUCCUCAGAGAUCAAACUCGGCAUGCGUUUCCCCAGUCACCAAGUCAUCAACCAAGCCGACGGCCGCGCGUGGGAGUUCCAGCAGAAGCUCAAAUCCGACGGUCGUUUCCGCAUCAUCGUCUUCGCUGGUAACGUUGCAAACGCUCCGCAGAGCGCCCGUUUGAAGACCUUCUGCCAGGCCCUCGAGUCGUCAUCGGUAUUAGCACCGCAUCUCGGUAAGAAUAUCGAGGUGCUUACUUUACACUCGUCCAAGUGGAAGGAGGUGGAGCUGCUGCGCGAUCUCCCGGAUAUCCUACAUCCGUUCGAUGCGAAGACAGGUUGGGAUUACGACUCCGUGUAUGCGGAUGACGCGAAUCCGUUUGAGGGCUUUGGCGAUGCGUAUAAGGGGUAUGGUGUUGAUAGGGAGAGGGGGUGUGUUAUUGUUGCGCGGCCGGAUCAGUAUGUUGGGUAUAUUGACGAGGUUGAUGGGGAGGGGUGUAAGGGCGUUGAGGGGUACUUCAAGGGGAUAUUCAAGCUGUAG
Messenger RNA from Alternaria arbusti, 1899 nucleotides. RefSeq lists its product as uncharacterized. Bases 1 to 1899 code for a protein of 632 amino acids. The record is from RefSeq and is a predicted model, not a curated record. Gene Ontology annotation, molecular function: FAD binding. The transcript has 3 exons. NCBI's taxonomy places the organism in Eukaryota, Fungi, Ascomycota, Dothideomycetes, Pleosporales, Pleosporaceae.